CCUCAAUUAGGACAAAUGCAGUGUCAAAGGCGUGCCUUGUGUUGACCCCCCGCACCAGCAAGAACGUAGGUGUGUUUGAUCUGUGAAGAAUGGGCUACCUCGGGAAGAAACAGCCACAGGGCGCGGAGGGUGGGCAGGCUACGGUUGGAUAUAGUGGGAACGUAUACCAUGACAUAGCCCCAGCACCCGUCGUUGACAACAGUCCCUUCACCAAUCCAUACGAAGUAUCUCUGCCUAAAGGCACAGACGACACCUUCAUUGCUCCAUCAAUUCGAUCGCCUCCAACAGCGACGUUCGCAUCUCUUGCUCUAGUGAACCCUUCCAACCGCAUAGCCAUUGCUCAAAAAGAUCGUAUUUCUGGUACUUGGACCAUCGAUACUGAGCUAUAUGUCCUAAUUCCAACUCCUCCCGUCUUUGGGAUCCGUAACCCAUUCGCAAACUUGUCACUGAGGUCGUCCUCGGGACUCAAAGCCGAUAUCCAAGUUGUGGCAAAUGAUGGAGCUCUAAGACCGACGGCAGUGAUAGAUUGCAUAGCGACGUCUAAAAAAGCUAUUGUUCGUAUUGUUUCUCGAGACCAUCAGCGAAUCAAGCUUUCCGUGACGAGCGACAAAUCAGAUGUCUAUUUAGCUCUUCCCGAUGAUUAUUCUGGAUACAUCACGUACACGAUGACAGGGGCUAAAAAGCCAAAGGACACGUUCUCCCAUGCCAUCAUGGAUCACUUCUCGAUGCUCGAGACUGGAUCCUUCACUUACGGUCCAGUUCGUGGAACUAUCGGCGAGGCAGGGGAUUUCGAAGAUGCAGAAAAGGUGGAUGAAGUGAACGUGGAGGCGAAGAAUGGGAAAUUAUACCUUUCUUAUUAUUCGCAAGAUUUUGGGACGAAUCCGUUCACUUGGGGAUAUAGUCAAGGCAAAGAAGGGGCUUCCCGGAACGAUUAACGUUGGGAGCACGUACGUUCAUUAUGCGAACUUUCAUGCGUUCACUUCACAUUGCUUCAUUUCUGCCUCAUUUUAUACACUCGGUUCUGGUGUUGUCUGUUCCUCGUUCGAGCCUAGCUCUUCUCCAUCUGCUUUGUAUUUCCUCUAGAAUAUCUGUCGUGUGUUUGCCCUGAGAUCAGAUUGGGUGUUACUGUAAUGCGCAAACAAUGAAUCGACACCGCAUUUGGACUUCUGAAGACUUUUUUUUUCUGGAGUCCAAAAUCC
Messenger RNA from Cantharellus anzutake, 1199 nucleotides. RefSeq lists its product as uncharacterized. The record is from RefSeq and is a predicted model, not a curated record. NCBI's taxonomy places the organism in Eukaryota, Fungi, Basidiomycota, Agaricomycetes, Cantharellales, Hydnaceae. The transcript has 3 exons. The coding region runs from base 90 to 935 and encodes 281 amino acids.